Molecule: messenger RNA, 2119 nt
Organism: Colletotrichum destructivum
Lineage: Eukaryota; Fungi; Ascomycota; Sordariomycetes; Glomerellales; Glomerellaceae
Product: Putative short-chain dehydrogenase/reductase SDR, NAD(P)-binding domain superfamily
Exons: 4
Coding region: 291-1244 (317 amino acids)
Biological process (GO): fatty acid catabolic process
Cellular component (GO): peroxisome
Molecular function (GO): 2,4-dienoyl-CoA reductase (NADPH) activity
Source: RefSeq, a predicted model, not a curated record
CCGCUGACACUUGGAGCUGCGCACUGCCGUCGCCGUUACAUGCAACAACCGAACAUCGCACCGGCCGGACUCUAUUUAGUUUCUUCUUGUUGUGUCACGUUAGAUCGCCUACGGACCUUCGCACCUUUACAGCUGUAUAAUCUGUCAAAACUCCCCGUCGUCGGGCUUCUCACGUUCCAUCUCUUGUGUUGUUUGUCUCGUGCAAGAUUCACGUCCCGCACGUCGUCUUUAUCUCUCUCUACUUGCCUUGCUACACCUAUAUCCGUCCUUUACAAUCACCACCUGUCAACAUGCCUGUCCCCGAGUCCGAGUACGUGAGUUCCGUGUGGAAGGACGGGAUCUUCAAUGACAGGGUCGCCUUUGUUACCGGCGGCGCUGGAACCAUUUGCAGCGCCCAAACCCGCGCUCUUGUGCGCCUGGGAGCAAACGCCUGUAUCAUCGGCCGCAAUGUCGAAAAGACAGAGGCCAUGGCCAAGGACCUGGCCACUGCCAGGCCUGGUGCCAAGGUCAUCGGCAUCGGCGGUUGCGAUGUGAGAAAUCCCCAGAGUCUGCAAGAUGCCGCAGACAGGUGUGCCAAUGAACUUGGGGGUAUCGACUUUGUCAUUGCGGGUGCCGCUGGCAACUUCAUAGCCCCCUUGUCCGGCAUGAGUCCCAACGCCUUCAAGGCUGUCAUCGACAUUGACGUCUUGGGCACUUUCAAUACCAUCAAGGCUACCAUCCCAUACCUGGUUGAGUCGGCAAAGAAGAACCCCACCCCGAGCAAGGACGGCCGAACGGGCGGUCGCAUCAUCUUCGUCUCAGCUACUUUUCACUGGACGGGCAUGCCACUGCAGGCUCAUGUGUCAGCGGCCAAGGCAGCUGUCGAUGCCCUCAUGGCCUCGGUAACAUUGGAGUAUGGGCCAUUUGGGGUCACCAGCAACGUCAUCGCUCCGGGCCCGAUCAAGGAUACGGAAGGCAUGCAGCGCUUGGCCAGCAGCCAGCAGGACCAGGCCAAGGCCGACUCUGUGGUGCCACAAGGCCGGUGGGGCGUUGUUCGGGACAUCGCUGACUCCACCGUUUACCUGUUUAGCGACGCCGGCAGCUAUGUCAACGGCCAGGCGAUCCCCGUUGACGGCGGCUCCUGGAGACGGCAGGGCGCACUGUCUGUGGGGACCGACGAAGGCAUGAGAUAUCCGGAUUUCCUCAUGCGGGGAGAGAUUUCGAAGCACGUCAAAAGUGGGCGUAAGAACGAUUCGAAGCUGUAGGCUGGGGACAGCGGAAGCCUAUCGUGGUGCGUCGAAGAGACAGCUCCAAGCAAGUCCGCGGGUGUAGAAUAACGUACAGGGCCUGAAAAUUGUAAAUUGAUAUCGCACUUUAAAGUACGGAUAGCGCGAGUUUAUCGGAGCAAACCCGCCAUUGUCCCCCCGCCCUCUGCUAGUCUUGGGCGGUGCUUUCCUCCUUCGGUUCGACUUGCGGCAACACUCAUUAUACUCCAUGCGUCCUGUUUAUGACUGAGGAACCUUGUCCUGGCUCUCAGAUUCGUAGCACACCGCCAAACAACAUUUGUGUUUGACCACACUUGUUGGGCGCAGAGGUUGCAACAACCCGACUCCAUGCGCCACAUGGGUGAAUUUUUUGAGGAAGCCCUGAUGCAGACAGAGUCCAACUGCGCUUCCAUGGCCAGGCGUGGCACGUGGGAUACCAAAUGGCAAGAUGGUGCAACUCAGGACUAGGGGUGGUGGGUGAGGAGGCCGGGCGCGAACGUAGUGGUGCCGCUCUUGGGGUCGUGUUGGAGCCACGCAUCUCGGCUCGUGUGAAUUUCUACGCCCACGCGGUCCAACGAUUGGAUCUGUCCCGAUGCAUGAUCGGUCCCGUCUCGUUGAGGCAGAGACAGAAGGAGAUGUCGUCUGGCUGGCGGGAGAGCUAAGUGGGCGUCGCGACUGUCCUGGAAACGCGUGCGUGCAUCUCAGGUGAUGUUGGAUGAUGGAGGCUUGCUGAGUUAGCUGGUCGGUUGUCCAUUUCCUGCCUCCCUCUCGAUACCGAUAUCAACGCCAAAAAUAAUAAUUUAAAACUCAAAACAAAUUCACUAUCAAGACCUUAGGAAAUCAUGGAUGCGCCUCUCGGUUCCAUCCGCCUCGAC